UAAACGUCUAUAAAUGAGAGGAGAAAGACUGGCGCUCGCACUUGGAGCUGAAUAUCUCCACCGAUCAGGAUGGAGCAAGGCUGCUGGAAACUCACCCUGGCUGUUCUGGUGCUGUUGGUCAGCACUCAUGCAGACGCUUUGUUUUCGCGUCACAUGAAGGACUUCAUUAAGGCGGUGCAGCAGGUGGAGGAUGAGAACCCUGAGUUGGAGGCGGUGGAGGUGCUGAGGAUGCUGCGCCGGGCCGGCGGCCUCAACGACGCCUUCGUUCAACACUUUCUUCCAGACGCUGACUCCAGCCAUCCUGAGCUGGACGCUGACCUCUCAGACUACCUUCGGAGGGCUGUGCAGCACCGAGUGCUGGAGGGAGCCAGAGAAGAGGGCGUGGUUCUGACUCCCGAUGGGAUGACGGUGGCUGUCGGCCCGCUCCUCCUGGGCAUCGAGGCUGGUUUCCUCUCCUCGACUCCCGGCCGCGUUCCAGGACUCUACCAGCUCACUCUGGCUCGUGAUCUGGGUGCUUCUAUCAGACGGCGCUCUGACAACUCGCAGCCUCUUGCAACGGAUGGCUGCUGGGACAACCUGACCUCCCCUCAGGUCUUCACCCUCUCAGACGCUGCGUCCACACUCACUACAGCUCAGGUCCACGGCGCCAUGGACGGAGUGAUUCUGGGAAAGGAGGUGUCUGCCAAACCUGGAGAGUCCAUGAAGCUCAGCAGCCUCCUGACAGACUACUACCUCCACCAGUUGGACGCCAGAGGAAUGGACGGCGCCCCUCGCCUCAUCAGCCGUCGCCGCAGGGAGCUCUUCAAAACCCUGGUGGCUCCUCCAGUGCUGGUCCGGCAGGUCGCCAAAUCCCUGGAGCUGCAGGAGAAGCUGGAGGGCCGCUUGAAGAUGGAGCUCCAGCAGAAGAGGAGGCUGAUGGCUGCGGUGAAGGAGAGCAUGAAGGAGUUCGUCCAUAUGUUCAUGGAGUGCCCCCCCAUCGUUGCCCGCUGCACGUGGGGUGCAGCCCCCUACAUAGGAACCCCCACCAUCCUGUCUCUGCCCCUGACCUACCUGUUCAUCCACCACACCGCCAGCCCCAGCCAGCCCUGCCUGACCUUUGAGCAGUGCUCUGCAGACAUGCGCUCCAUGCAGCGCUACCACCAGGAAUCCAACGGCUGGGAUGACAUUGGAUACAGCUUCGUCGCCGGCUCAGAUGGAAACAUCUACGAGGGCCGCGGGUGGAAGUGGCAGGGAGCCCACACUGGGGGCUACAACUCCAAAGGCUACGGCGUCUCCUUCAUCGGGGACUACUCCACCACUCUGCCCAGUCAGAACUCCAUGGCGCUGGUGAGGGAUCAGCUGGCCUCCUGCGCCGUGGGAGGCGGGCAACUGGUGUCGUCCUACAUCCUGAAGGGCCACAGACAGAUGGUGAGCACCAGCUGUCCCGGAAACACCUUCUACCAGGAGAUCACAACCUGGGGACACUAUCAGCCAUAAAGCCGACUCACUUCACCCUAAAGAAGAACCCAAACAAGAUGCUCAUCCAAUCAAAGAUGUGUCUUCUUCACAAUAAAAGCUUGCUCUUUCUCUCA
Oryzias melastigma (Indian medaka) is the source of this 1571-nucleotide messenger RNA. RefSeq names its product peptidoglycan recognition protein 6 (gene pglyrp6). Gene Ontology annotation, biological process: defense response to Gram-positive bacterium; peptidoglycan catabolic process; detection of bacterium. Lineage: Eukaryota; Metazoa; Chordata; Actinopteri; Beloniformes; Adrianichthyidae. The coding region runs from base 70 to 1476 and encodes 468 amino acids. The record is from RefSeq and is a predicted model, not a curated record. Gene Ontology annotation, molecular function: peptidoglycan binding; peptidoglycan immune receptor activity; N-acetylmuramoyl-L-alanine amidase activity. The transcript has 5 exons.